AACGUUUCUAUCAAUAGGUAUGAUCCAAUAACGAGACCCAACAUUCACAACGCCACCAUCUAGGCCGACAAGCCCAAACGUUCGAAGAAGAAAGAGUUCUUCGCCUGCCAACUCACUCAGUUCAUAUCUGAGCAGCUGAACUCGCAAACUAGUAUCACUCAGAACGCUGUGAAAACCUAAUUUGGAAUUCAUGGUCUACAUUGAAUCUUGGGAUGAUUUCGUCGAAAAAUCCGUACAUCUUUUUCGUUCCGAUCCCGAGAAGACUCGUUAUUCCAUGAAGUACAGGCAUUGUGAAGGUAAAUUGGUGCUUAAAGUCACCGAUGAUAGAGAGUGUAUCAAAUUCAAGACCGACCAGGCUCAGGAUGCGAAGAAGAUGGAGAAGUUUAAUAACAUCUUCUUUACUUUGAUGGCUCGUGGACCUGAAGUCGAUGUAUCUGAAGUUGGUGGGAAAGAACAAACAGAAGCACAGCCCACCAAGAAAGGAAGGGGAAGGAAGCAAUAGUAUUUUUCUUCUUCUUCUUCUUCCCUUUUUUUUUUUUUUCUUU
Molecule: messenger RNA, 545 nt
Organism: Striga asiatica
Lineage: Eukaryota; Viridiplantae; Streptophyta; Magnoliopsida; Lamiales; Orobanchaceae
Source: the annotation of a GenBank genome assembly